UUUUUUAUGAAUUUUUUUUUUCAAUCACAUCUCAUAAAUUGCACUCAUCUCAGAUUAAGCUUAUGUAUAAGGUAUUGCUUUAGUUUAACAUAUAUCCGUAGAAUUAUAGUAUUACAACCAUGGCAGGAAUCAAGAAGAAGACAUCAUUAAGAGAUAAAACCAAUAAAAAAGCCAGUUUGGCUAAUAAAAUAUCUGAAUUCAAACAUGAAGUACAAGAUGGCAGUGAAUCAUUUCAUGAGAAUCCAAUGUUAAAAUUGCUGAAGAUUACAAAGAGAGAGAAGCAACAACUGAAAAGUGAUGCUUUUAAUCGAAGAUUACUGAAUAAGAUUACGUUUAAUACAUCUAAUAGUAUAAGUAAAUCAUCAUUAAGAAGACAGAAGAAGAAAGCAAAGGAAGAGUUGAAGCCUAAGAUGAAUGAAUUAUUAUUAAGUUUACCAAGUACUAGUGGAGUGGUCAAGGGUAAGAAUGAAGAUGAAAAGGCAUUUAUUGCAAAGAAAAGUUUGAAUAAACCAAAUGCUAAUAAGAGAACAGGACAUCAAAGAAUAUUGAUUCAAGAAAAUAAGAAUUUCAAAAAUGUAUUAACCAAUUCUGAAUUCAAAGCAUCUCCAUUCAGUGCUUUAAAGAAUGUGAUUCAACAAAAUUUACAACACCGUUAGGGACCCGUGUAGGUGGUAUACUUUUCUAUUUAGGGUCCACCUGGCCAAGA
Molecule: messenger RNA, 706 nt
Organism: Scheffersomyces coipomensis
Lineage: Eukaryota; Fungi; Ascomycota; Pichiomycetes; Serinales; Debaryomycetaceae
Exons: 1
Coding region: 120-656 (178 amino acids)
Biological process (GO): maturation of SSU-rRNA from tricistronic rRNA transcript (SSU-rRNA, 5.8S rRNA, LSU-rRNA)
Cellular component (GO): preribosome, small subunit precursor; 90S preribosome; nucleolus
Source: RefSeq, a predicted model, not a curated record